Messenger RNA from Xiphophorus maculatus (southern platyfish), 3582 nucleotides. It is a transcript of the gene vps39, whose product is annotated as VPS39, HOPS complex subunit. NCBI's taxonomy places the organism in Eukaryota, Metazoa, Chordata, Actinopteri, Cyprinodontiformes, Poeciliidae. Bases 486 to 3116 code for a protein of 876 amino acids. Gene Ontology annotation, biological process: endosomal vesicle fusion; vesicle-mediated transport; autophagy. Gene Ontology annotation, molecular function: protein binding. The record is from RefSeq and is a predicted model, not a curated record. Gene Ontology annotation, cellular component: membrane; cytoplasm. The transcript is spliced from 24 exons.
UCGCGCAGCUGUCAACAGUGAGGAAGCAGCGAGAAGCAACAGAGGAAGUAAAAACUAAAGCUGCUACUCGCAGUGUUUUUGCGUCUACUAUUGAGUGUAUGCUGUCACCUACGGCUACGUUGGGACUUAUAGAAAGAUGGCGGCCUCGACUCGCUUUUCAGUAGACCGCCAGUGAAAGAAAACAAUGUUUACCACUAGCUGUUGCUUGCUAACUUCUAAGCUAGCUCGCUAACAGUCAGCUGUUGUUAUGGUGUGGUUGGGGCGAUAGCUGGCUGUUACCCCAAGUGUUCAGUUGUCAUAUUUGUCCAGAAUACCAGGAUUUACCAGACUGCAAUUUCUACGGUCACUCUGGACGCAUGGAACUGGUCGGCCGGCGUUUAAUGGCGACUUAAAAAGCUGCAUCACCCUGACAGACUCGUCAGCUGUUGUUUGGCAGUUUAUCCAGCAGAAACAUUGUGUAAUAGAAUCAGCGAAACUGCUUCAAGAUGCAUGACGCGUAUGAGCCAGUGCCUAUUUUACAGAAGCUUCCUCUUCAGAUCGACUGUCUUGCGGCUUGGGAGGAUUGGCUGCUUGUUGGAACAAAACCAGGACAUCUUCUCCUGUACAGAAUCAAGAAGGAUGCAGCCACCAACCGGUUUGAGGUGACUUUGGAAAAGUCUAAUAAGAACUUCUCCAAGAAAAUUCAACAGCUAUACGUCGUCUCUCAGUAUAAAAUUCUCGUCAGUCUUUUGGAGAACAACAUCCACGUCCAUGACCUCCUGACCUUUCAGCAGAUCACUGUGGUGUCUAAAGCCAAAGGAGCCACGCUGUUUGCAUGUGACCUGCAGCAAACGAGCUCCGGAGAGGAAAGCCUCAGAAUGUGUGUGGCGGUGAAAAGGAAACUCCAGCUGUAUUACUGGAAAGAUAGAGAGUUCCAUGAGCUGCAGGGCGACUUGGGUGUGCCAGAUGUUCCUAAGUCCAUGGCUUGGUGUGAAAACUCCAUCUGUGUUGGCUUCAAACGGGACUAUUACCUCAUUCGGCUGGAUGGCCGCGGCUCCAUCAAGGAGCUCUUCCCCACUGGGAAACAGUUGGAGCCUCUAGUUGCCCCGCUGGCUGAUGGGAAGGUGGCUGUUGGGCAGGACGACCUCACCGUGGUGCUUAACGAAGAGGGAGUUUGCACCCAGAAGUGCGCCCUGAACUGGACCGAUAUCCCUAUCGCCAUGGAGCACCAGCCUCCCUACAUCAUUGCGGUCCUCCCUCGGUACGUGGAGAUACGGACCUUAGAGCCACGGCUGCUGGUGCAGAAUGUGGAGCUGCAGAGGCCGCGCUUCAUCACCUCAGCAGGGCCGAACAUCGUGUACGUCGCCAGCAACCACUUCGUCUGGCGCCUGGUGCCGGUGUCGAUAGCCAGCCAGAUCCAGCAGCUUCUCCAGGACAAGCAGUUCGAGCUCGCUCUUCAGCUGGCGAAAAUGAAGGACGAUUCAGAUGGCGAAAAGAAGCAGCAGAUACAUCACAUCCAGAAUCUUUACGCCUUCAACCUGUUUUGCCAGAAGAAGUUCGAUGACUCCAUGCAGGUGUUUGCUAAACUUGGUACAGAUCCCACGCAUGUGAUCGGACUUUACCCGGACCUGCUCCCAUCAGACUACCGCAAACAGCUGCAUUACCCCAACCCUCUGCCCAGCUUGUCUGGGGCCGAACUGGAGAAAGCUCAUCUGGCUCUUAUUGAUUACCUCACCCAGAAACGCAGCCAUCUUGUCAAACAGCUGAAUGACACGGGCCCGUCCACAACGUCUCCGCUCAUGGAGGGAACGCCGACUAUUAAGAGCCGCAAAAAACUCCUGCAGAUCAUCGACACCACGUUGCUCAAAUGUUAUCUGCACACCAAUGUGGCCCUCGUCUCUCCCCUCCUUCGACUGGAGAACAACCACUGCCACAUCGAGGAGAGCGAGUACGUUCUGAAGAAGUCUCAGAAGUACAGCGAGCUCAUCAUUCUCUACGAAAAGAAGGGCUUGCACCAAAAAGCCUUGCAGGUCCUGCUGGACCAGUCCACCAAGGCCAACUCUCCUCUGAAAGGUCAUGAGCGAACCGUCCAGUACCUCCAACGACUGGGAUCAGAGAAUCUGGGGAUAAUCUUGGAGUUUUCUCCCUGGGUGCUUAAAAUCUGUCCUGAGGAUGGCCUGAAGAUCUUCACUGAGGAUCUGCCUGAGGUGGAGACUUUGCCCAGAGACAAAGUGCUGCAGUUCCUGAAGGAAGGCUUCGUGGAGCUGGCCGUCCCGUAUUUGGAGCACAUCAUUUAUGUGUGGGACGAGAAGGGCCCCGAGUUUCACAACGUGCUUAUUCAGCUGUAUCUGAGCAGGGUUCAAGGCCUGAUGAAGCAGUACCUCAACUCGCUGCCAGAAGGGGUUUCUGCCGUUCCUGCCGGCCAGGAGCAAGGUGAACUGGGAGAGUUCAGGAACAAGCUGCUGUCUUUUCUGGAUAUUUCCACCAGCUAUGAACCUGCCAGACUCAUCAGCGACUUCCCAUUUGAUGGGCUGCUGGAGGAACGGGCUCUGCUCCUGGGUCGCAUGGGAAAACACGAGCAGGCGCUUUUCAUAUACGUUCAUGUUCUGAGCGACACCCGCAUGGCCGAAGAAUACUGCCACCGGCAUUAUAACAGUUCAGUGGAAGGAAAUAAAGAUGUUUAUCUGUCUCUGCUGCGGAUGUACCUGUCCCCCCCUGACGCCCACUGCCUGGGGCCCAUUAAGAUGGAGCUCACUGAGCCUCAGGCCAACCUGCAGGCGGCCCUGCAUGUCCUGGAGCUGCACCACAGCAAGCUCAACACCACCAAGGCUAUGAAUCUGCUCCCAGCAAACACUCAGAUCCAGGAGAUAAAGGUCUUCCUGGAGAGCGUCCUGGAGGAGAAGGCCCAAAUGAAACGCUGCAACCAGGUGUUGAAGAGUCUGCUGCAGGCCGAGUUCCUCAGGGUGCAGGAAGAACGAAUCUUCCACCAGCAGGUUAAAUGCGUCAUAACAGAAGAAAAAACCUGCAGAGUCUGUAAGAAGAAGAUAGGAAACAGUGCGUUUGCCAGGUAUCCCAACGGCGUGGUGGUUCACUAUUUCUGCUGCAGAGAUCGCAGCGUGUGUCCCACUGAGCAGUAAAAUCCUCUUCUCACACUGACAAAUAAAACCCCCCCACCCUCCACCUCCCUGCUGCGGCCUUCGCCGCUCGGCCAUGUUGGAAUUAGAAACAUAUUUGAAGGACUGCGGCGUUGGUUUAUUAUGCCCUUCUGCUGCCACAGAGCAGAACAGGAGCAGUGCUGAAGUUGUUCCCCUCUCAGCAUACAUGAAGAAACAGGAAAACGUCGGGAGACGCUCAACGGGAACGCAGAGAGGAAGAAGGAAAGAAAGAAAGAAAGGAAGAUCAAGACAAUCCAGAAGCAGGUGCCGCUGUAACCACAUAAAGGAUUUGCUGCCUUACAGGCACAGCGCCCUGGAAGAUUAUUGACAGCUGGGAUUGCAGAAGUAAGCGUGUCAUCUCUGAUUACUACAGUUUAUUAUUUAUGUUUUGUUUUUGUUUUGCUUUCACGUUCCCUCCACUACUGUAACUCAUCGCAGGCCUCAAACA